CAACGAAAAGUGUCACAAACAGGAAAUCUUGCCAUGCCUUCAUAUGUUGCAUUCACUGAAAGCGGAUUCCUCAUAGGAGAAGCUGCCAAGAAUCAGGCAGCAGACAAUCCUUACAACACGGUUUACGAUGCUAAGCGACUCAUCGGGCGAAAGUUCGAUGACUAUGAAGUACAACGCAAUUUAACAGUUUGGCCAUAUAAAGUCGUCUCAGACAAAGCCUCCAAGCCCAUAGUGCAAGUUGAUUACAAACGAGAGGUUACGACCUUGACUCCCGAGGAGAUUUCAUCGAUGAUUCUCACGAAGUUAAAAGAUAAAGCUGAGGCUCACUUGAGAUCGCCAGUCAAGGUGAGUAUCGCUUAUGGAUUUUUGUCUUGAAG
Messenger RNA from Cylicostephanus goldi, 377 nucleotides. The record is from the annotation of a GenBank genome assembly. NCBI's taxonomy places the organism in Eukaryota, Metazoa, Nematoda, Chromadorea, Rhabditida, Strongylidae.